AUGGAUGCAUGCAAGAGGCUGCUGAAGCCCGGGGGUAGGCUGGUACCCUGCAGUGCAACAGUCUAUGGCCAGUUGGUGCAUUGCCCCACACUUCGGCAUGGUUUCGGUGCUACCUAUGCCAGUAGCACCUUCAACCUCCAGGGCCUUGGCCACAAGCUGCGAGAGGGAUUCCUGUGCCAGUUCCUGGAAGGCUUGGACCACGCCAUCUUGAGCGAGCCUCAGGAGCUGCUAGAGAUCUGCUUCGACGACCCAGCGAAAAUGCGCCAGCAGCUGGAUGCAUGUGACGUUGCAUCCGUCAGCAUGCAAGCUGCCUGUGCUGGAACGGUCCAUGCAGUGGUUGUUUGGUGGGAUCUCCUCUUGGACAAGUCUGGCAGGCACCGCGUCUCUUCCCGACCUGGCCGAAGCGAGAACCAUUGGCCGCAGGUGCUCUGGCCCGUCUGGGCGAACGCGCACAAGGAAGCCGAGCUUGGGAGGCACGUGUCAGCUGGCGACGUCCUCCAAGUCGAUAUCAAGAUGUUCGAGGAUCGGAUUGAGUGCCGGCCCCGCAGCCCACAGCUGCAGCUUCAGGCGGUGCAAGACUCAGACUCGUGCGAGCUCCCGGCUUCGAACCUCUCUGCGGAAGACCUGCGAUGGCUCAAUGACAGGAGUUUCUGGGAUGGAGUGCAGAAGCAAUCUGCCAGUCUCCUGCCUGAGCGCUGCAGAGAGCCUUGUAUCCUGGAUAUGUCUUCGCUGGUGUUGCCUGCUGCCUUGACGGUUGUCACACGAAGCCUUCCAGAAGGCAUCCGGCCCAAGGCGUACGUUAGCAGCUGCCUCGCAGCGGCCGAGGCUGAGGCUUUCCUCGCAGUCAACGGACUCCGAAGCAAAGGGCGUUUUUGCCAAUGCUCCUCAGCAAACAAUCUGGUCGAGCUGCUCGGGAAUUCUGCUCUUGUUGGAGCUGGUGAUUUGAUUCUGGUUAUUUCGGAUGCCGUGCGGCGUUCUGGCGAGUUGCGGCCCGAUGUCCUCGCGCAGGUUGAGGCAGCCCAUCGGCACUGUACCGCCGCUGGCAAAGAGCUCUCAGUUCUGCCAAAUUCUCUGAGUCUGUCGCUCGCCUUGGUAGAGAGCAUGCCGCUUUCAAGAAGCAGCCGCGUCCAGCAGGGAUCCACCGAUGACUGGCAUGUCGACGUGCGGAGUCUGAACGCGCUUUCCCCAACCACAUUCGAAGCAUUCUCAGAGGCACGGCUGGAUGCGAAGCCGCUGACUUGUGCACACCAAAUCAUACGGCUUCAGCUGUCCAGCCCUUCAUUUCCAUCUCAAAUGAAAGAUCUGGCAGCCGGCAAGAAAUUCAGGCUAGGCCCCGUGCUUGUGGAUGGCACUAUCCACGGCGUGCUUUGCAACUGGUCGUGCCCGCACCCGGAGUCGUGCCCGAACCAGCACCUUCCAGACAAAGGGGAUGAACUCCUCGAAGUUGGCAAAGCAGGUACUGUGUGGCCGGAGACGUUGCCCAGGCACAUUAAGAAAGGCGACCAUGUCGUCGUCGAGAUUCGCACAUUCGCGGCUCAUGGAAUCCUCGUGACGCCACUGGAAGUUCAGCGAGGUGACAGGGAAAGGAGGCAACCGCAGCAGUGA
Symbiodinium natans is the source of this 1605-nucleotide messenger RNA. The record is from the annotation of a GenBank genome assembly. Lineage: Eukaryota; Dinophyceae; Suessiales; Symbiodiniaceae.